Messenger RNA from Paramuricea clavata, 269 nucleotides. The record is from the annotation of a GenBank genome assembly. NCBI's taxonomy places the organism in Eukaryota, Metazoa, Cnidaria, Anthozoa, Malacalcyonacea, Plexauridae.
AUGGACGAUCUUAAACGCGCAAAGAUAACUCGACGCGCUCAACGAGCCCAAGCAACAAAGACGUGGAAUAAAGCAGAAACGUUAAUGAAUGACGAGAUCAACGAAACCAACAUUCAACGACUACAAGUUGUGCUACAGACAUUCGACACGAAAAUCGAACAAUUGAAAAAGCUCGACGAGAAUAUAUCGUGUAAAAUCGAGACCGAGAAAGAACUGGAAAGCGAGAUCGUGGAAGCAGACGACUAUCUAAGUGAGCUAAUGGAUAAAAG